UGGAUUACAUAUUCAAAAUAAUUUCAAAAAUAUGAUGGAUUUAAUAGGCUUUCUAAUUCUUUGUUUAUGCAUAACAUGUUGCAAAAUCGAUGCUAGAAACAAUAUUCAGAAAAUUCAGCAUCAUAAUCAAAUGGAGGAUGAUUUUGAUUGUGUUGAUAUCUACAAGCAACCCUCUCUACAACAUCCUUUAUUAAAAAAUCACAAAAUUCAGGAUCGAACUACGGGUCAUUGGUGGUUAAUUAUUCAAAAUGAACCAAUAUAUACUGGAUAUUGGCCAAAAGAAUUAUUCACUCACUUAAGGAAAGGAGCAUCUUUAAUAAGAUUUGGAGGCCAAACCUAUGCCCCGCCUAAUAAGGAUAGUCCUCCAAUGGGUAGUGGGAGAUUGCCUAAAGAAAAAUUCAGAAACUCGGGUUUCAUGGGAUUACUAAAGAUUAUUGAUUCAGAAUAUAAUGAAAAUAACAUAAAACCCGAAGAUAUGAAGCGGUAUAGUAAUACUAAGAUAGAAUGCUAUGACAUGUUGUAUCGUGGUUACGAAGGAUCUGUGUAUAAGCAAGCUUUUCUUUAUGGUGGACCUGGCGGACGAAGUUGUGAUAUAUGAUGGCAUUGUCAACUGUAUUAAUAAAAUUGUGAUUUGUAAUAUGAAUAAAGAUCAAUUUUCUUAACUACUAAAUGAUAUUGAACAAUUUAUUGUGUA
Messenger RNA from Lathyrus oleraceus (garden pea), 694 nucleotides. RefSeq lists its product as uncharacterized. Bases 32 to 598 code for a protein of 188 amino acids. The record is from RefSeq and is a predicted model, not a curated record. NCBI's taxonomy places the organism in Eukaryota, Viridiplantae, Streptophyta, Magnoliopsida, Fabales, Fabaceae. The transcript is spliced from 3 exons.